AUGGAAACUGAGGACUUGCCAAAGAAGAGGAAAAAAGAAAGCAGCCAUUGGUGGGAAGGAGAUCAAGAAGAUCAAUCUUCAAUCAAAUGAAUGUCCCUUGAGCACCAUGGCUUAUUUUUUCCUCCAUUAUAUCAGCCUCACGGAGUCCCACUUGUCUAUAAUGGCGAGCCAAUUUAUUUAACCCCUGAGCAAGAAGAAAUCGCUACAAUGUGGGCCUCUGUCGUAGGAACUGAAUGGGAAACAAAAGAAAUUUUCCGAAAAAAUUUCGAAAGCAGUUUCUUAAAAAUUCUUGGCGAAAACCAUAAAAUUAAAUCCUUAAAUGGCUGCGAUUUUAAAGGAAUAAGUAUGCAUAUUGAGUCUCAAAGAGAAUUAAAAAAACUCCGGCCUUCAGAAGAAAAAAAAACUGAAAGAGAAGCCAAACAAAAAAUUAUUGAAGAAAUGGGCUAUGCAAUCGUGGACAAUACAAGAGAAAAAAUUUCUAAUAUAAUAGUUGAGCCUCCUGGGCUGUUUAGAGGAAGAGGCCAACACCCUAAAGGAGGAAACAUAAAGGGAAGACUAGCUCCUGAAGAUAUUACAAUAAAUAUAGGGAAAAGAAAUAAAGUUCCUAUAUGCCCAUUGCCAGGACAUUCUUGGAAAUUUAUUACACACAACAAUACAACUACCUGACUUGCAUUUUAUGAAGACCCUGAACUAAGUUUUUCAAGCAAGAAAUAUGUCUAUUUAUCUGCAGCUUCCAAAUUUAAAGGGCUCAGCGAUAAGCUAAAAUAUGAAAAAGCCAAAAAAUUAAAAGAAAUGAUUGAUGAAAUCAGAGCAGAUUAUAACAAAAAAAUUUUAUCAGAUAGUUCUGUUAAUAAGCAAUUAGGGUCAGCUUUAUAUUUAAUUGACAAACUUGCAUUACGUGUUGGAAAUGAAAAAACUGAAGACGAAGCUGAUACCGUUGGCUGCUGUUCUUUAAGAGUUGAACAUAUAAAAUUCGAAAAAAAUCAUCAAAUUACUUUAGACUUUCUUGGUAAAGAUUCUAUGAGAUAUUUUAAUACAGUUCAAAUUGUCCCUGAAGUCUAUAACAAUUUAAAAGAAUUUUGUAAAGGUAAAGAAAAAGAAAACGAUUUAUUUGAUUUAAUUACCGCCCACACCCUUAAUGGCUAUUUAAGGAGUUUUAUGCAUGGACUCUCUGCUAAAAUGUUUAGAACUUAUAAUGCAUCAAUUUCUUUACAGCAGCAACUAGCAAAAUUUAAAGCAAAAAAUCAGUCUGUUGAAGAAAAAGUCCAAUUUUAUACUGAUGCAAAUAGAGAAGUUGCUAUAUUAUGUAACCAUCAAAAAUCGACGCCAAAAAAUUUUGAAGGCAUGAUAGAAAAACUUCAAGAAAAAUUAAAAGAAAAGCUUGAGGAUAUCAGGAUACUUGAAGACCAUAUGAAAUUUAUUAAAACUGGGAGAAAUUCAGUAGAUACAGAAAGAAAAUUACCUUGCACUGAAGAAAAUACAAAGAAAGCACUAGCUAAAGCUAAAACAGCUGUGAAAAAUAUGGAAAUUAAGCUAAAAAUGAAGGAUGAUAACAAAACAAUAGCGCUUCAGACUUCAAAAAUUAAUUAUAUGGAUCCGAGAAUCACUGUUGCAUGGUGCAAAAAGAAUGAAGUGCCAAUUGAAAAAGUAUUUGCAAAGACUCUGAGAGCGAAAUUUAUUUGGGCGAUGUAUGCAGAGACUACUUGGGAAUUUUAA
Messenger RNA from Blepharisma stoltei, 1716 nucleotides. Lineage: Eukaryota; Ciliophora; Heterotrichea; Heterotrichida; Blepharismidae. The record is from the annotation of a GenBank genome assembly.